CUCACUGACGUCGUGUUGAUUUUGAGCGGAGAAAUAAUUUAUUUAUAAAUUGACGCAAGGGCGCUAAAUCUAAAAUAAACCGUGAAUAAAAUGUGAAAAUACAUUAAAUAAUUUUGGUGAAGCAGCUGCACGCAUGAAAGGAUUAUGGCGCCCCGCUUACAGCUGGAGAAAGCGGCUUGGCGUUGGGUGGAGACGGUGAAACCAGAAGAUAUCAAGCAGGAGCAUAUCGAGCUAGCAUACCGCGUCAAUCUCCCGGCCUGCAAGAGAGGAACCUGCAGGAGGAACUGCAAAGGGAACCCCAAUUGUCUUGUGGGUAUCGGUGAACAGGCGUGGCUUGGGGAGAUUGAUGAAAAUGCUUUCCACAAUAUUGAUGACCCAAAUUCAGAGCGUCGAGACAAGAACACUUUUGUUGGCCUGACCAACCUGGGUGCAACAUGUUAUGUCAACACAUUCCUGCAAGUGUGGUUCCACAACCUGGAGCUUCGAAGGAGCCUUUAUCAGUGCCACAACUCCCGUGCACAGGAACACAAUAUUGAGUCGGACUACGAGCCUCAGUCCAUCUGUGAGCAUCUGCAGUAUCUGUUUGCUCUCCUGCAGAACAGCAACAGAAAAUACAUCGACCCUUCGGGGCUGGUCAAAGCACUGAGUCUGGACACAGGACAGCAGCAGGAUGCCCAGGAGUUUUCAAAGCUUUUCUUGUCGCUAUUGGAAGACACGCUGUCCAAGCAGAAGAACCCCAGCCUGCAGAAUGUCAUCCAGAGGCAGUUCUGUGGACAGUUCUCCUACGUUACUGUCUGUAACCAGUGUGGACGAUCAUCUGCUUUGCCGUCCCGAUUCUACGAGCUGGAGCUGAACAUCCAGGGUCACAAGAACCUCACCGAGUGUGUCACAGAGUUCCUUAAGGAGGAGAAGCUGGAUGGGGAGAACCGCUACUUCUGUGAGAGCUGUCAGAGUAAACAGAACGCCACCCGGAGGAUCCGACUGCACAGCCUUCCUCCAACCCUCAACCUACAGCUCAUGCGCUUUGUCUUUGAUAGACAAACAGGCCACAAGAAGAAGCUCAACACCUUCAUCAGUUUUCCAGAGCAGCUGGACAUGGGCUCUUUCUUGGAGGGAAAACCAGACCAGAAAUGUGUGUAUGAACUGAGCGCGGUGCUGAUCCACCGGGGCAUCAGUGCCUACUCUGGCCACUACAUCGCCCAUGUGAAGGAUGCUCGAACUGGCGACUGGUACAAAUUCAAUGAUGAGGAAAUUGAGAAAAUGGAGGGCAAGAAGCUGCAGCUCGGCAUUGAGGAGGACAUUGCUGAGACCGUGAAGUCCCAGACACGAAAGCCAAAGUGCAGUAAAGGCUAUCACUGCUCCAGAAAUGCCUACAUGCUGGUGUAUAAGGUCCAGGCAGAGGAGAAUUCCGAUCCCUCCAAGACCAACGUCGAGGUGCCAGCCUUCCUUCAGAGGUUGGUGGACCAAGACAACCACAAAUUUGAGGAGUGGUGCACUGAGAUGGCUGACAUGAGAAAACAGAGCGUGGAUAAGGGCAAAGCCAAACAUGAGGAGGUGAAGGAGCUCUACGAACUUUUACCAGCAAAAGACGGUGAGCCAUACGAGUUUAUCCCCCUGGACUGGUUGAAGAAGUGGCUAGAGGACUCUACUGCCACAAAAGAGAUCGACAACUCCGUCUUCCUUUGUUCUCACGGCAAACUGCACCCAGACAAGGUGGGAGACUCUAAGAGGGUGUCCCUGCAAGCUGCUCAGCUCCUCUACGAGCGCUACGGAGGAGGGCCGAGGCUUGACGCCUCUUCUCUGUGUAGAGAGUGUGUCAGCCAGAGAUGCAGAGUGUUGCGGCUCAAGAACCAGCUCAAUGAAGACUACAAGGAAGUCACUAACCUGGUCAAACGCACUAUCAGUGGCGAGGGCUGCUGGGUGGGCAAAGCAUCUCUGCGUAGCUGGAGGCAGUUGGCUUUAGAGCAACUGGAGGAGGACGAACAGGAAACCCAACAUAGCAAUGGCCAGACCAACGGACAGGGACCACACAACAACAGCAAAGGUAGGAGUGGUGGAUGGGGUUUUGUCUCCCCUUCUUUGUCUGUCUUUGAGGGUUUUUUUAAUCUGUGGAAACAGGAAAUUGUUUCACAUUGCGGUCUGAGUAUUUUGGGGAGACUGAACGUGAAGCUGGUGUGUCUGAAGUUUUGGACCAAGCUGAUUGUUGGAAUACUAUCCCCAAAGCCCCCAGAAUUCACCCAAAACCAACAGCCCUGUCAGCAGUGCCUGGUGAGUAAGCAGGAAGAAAAGGACAAUGAGGCUGUGAGUAAAAGAGAGGCCCUGGACCAGAAGAACCAACUACUCAACCCAUUCAAUGAGAAGAACCGCCAACACUUGCCAAAAUGGCCUCAGGGCACAGACGUACUCUACAUAGUCCCUCUGUUUUUUGUGGACGAGUGGAGAAAAUUCAUCAGGAGGCCCACUAAAUCAUCUCCGGUGUCUAAUGUGGGCAACACUCUGCUGCUCUGUCCCCACGGAGGCUUCAUGUUCACCUACGACUCCCUCAUCAACGGAGAUGCACAACAUGUAGCUCUGCUCUGGCCCAGUGAAUGGGAAGUGAUCAGCAGACUCUUCAUUGUGGACCAGCCGAUCUCCAUCCACUGCUUCAAAGAGACCACACCAAAUGGCCCCAGCACUCAGUACACCACUCAGCCUGAUCUCUGUUGGGACUGCAGAGAAAGCUUCCUUUUCCAGCAACAGAGGGACCUUAGAGAGUACACCCAAGCAACCAUCUACAUCCGCAAAGUCAUCGAAGACAAGAGGAUGAUGAAGGAGGCGGCUCCAGAAAUGAACGCCAGCAGCUCUGAGGCGGAGGAGGAGAAGGAAGAACAUCCAAAGAUGGAUGGAGAGAAAGACCCAGACUUCAGCCAGUCACAAGACGGUGCAAAGCGGCUAAAGUUGAGCGACACUAGCGCAGCAUCAGCUGCUGCAUCUCCUGCGACCAACGUGACCAAAGUAGGAGGAAUCAGGAGGAGCACCCGGCACCGGAAACUCCGAGGAGAGAAAGCGCUCAUCGUUUCAGCCAAUCAGACAUUGAAAGAGCUGAAAAUACAGAUAAUGCACGCCUUCUCCGUGGCUCCGUUUGACCAGAACCUCUCCAUUGAUGGGAAAAGUCUGACAGACGACUCGGCCACACUGGGAAGUCUGGGCGUCAUCCCUGAAAGCAUCAUCUGUCUAAAGGCUGAUGAGCCGAUAGCAGAUUAUGCUGCAAUGGAUGAUGUCUAUCAGGUGAGGAUGCCUGAAGAGGGAUUCAAAGGCACUGGGCUUCUCGGGCACUGAGGAAAGCUGUGCUGUAGCUAUGCUUGAAUUGGACAGAUGACAGUUGGACAUUUUUAAAGCAAAAAAAAAAAAAGCUUGAAUUGGUCAAGUGUCCAUAUAUAAAUAAGUGCUUUAAUUUGUUUUUUUUAUGUUUUGAGUAGGCUUUCUUUAAUAAAACUGUGACCAUGUUGCACAGCCGCUGUUUUUCUCUACAUAAGGUUAGCUGGCCUUUGAUAUUUAAACCUCCUAAUCAUUCUGAAGGACUGUGUGGUAAAACCUCUACCUACCUGACAUUUUAGAAUCUGGUCGAGGAAGCUCAGUGGAUCUGUCAGACUCUGAGGCUCAGAUAAGAUCUGCUGCUCCUCGAGAAAACGGGCUUUGUUUUUGACUGUUUUAUUUUAUGGCAGAAGAAAAAAUCAAGACAGUGUUCCUCCUUUCCAUUCUGUGGAAGCUUGUGUCCUCACUGCAGAGUUUUCAGGUUUGUCAAAAGAAUGCACGAGUAACUGUUAAGUAUUACAAAUAUAACUGCUCUUAAAUGUUAGAACAUUUAUUACCUCUUCAGCAAAUCUAUAUCCAUAUACUCCCUGUGGCGUCUAGAGAUACAUAGCUACACGGUAUGUAUAGAGGCUGACUCCACAAAGUGUCAGCAGUGCAAACCCUCAACAGCUGGAAGUGAGAAACAGAAUGCAAGCAGUGAUAUGUCCUGUUCUUUUCACUGUUAUUUCUUAUUGACAAUAAAGUUAUUUUCAAAGCACCCUGUA
Molecule: messenger RNA, 4058 nt
Organism: Plectropomus leopardus (leopard coralgrouper)
Lineage: Eukaryota; Metazoa; Chordata; Actinopteri; Perciformes; Serranidae
Source: RefSeq, a predicted model, not a curated record